This is a messenger RNA of Trichoderma gamsii, 444 nucleotides long. RefSeq lists its product as hypothetical. The transcript has a single exon. Bases 1 to 444 code for a protein of 147 amino acids. NCBI's taxonomy places the organism in Eukaryota, Fungi, Ascomycota, Sordariomycetes, Hypocreales, Hypocreaceae. The record is from RefSeq and is a predicted model, not a curated record.
AUGGCUGAGGAUCGCCCCGUGUCCCUCAAGGGCGCACCGGGAAAUCUGCGAUUUGUCCCAGGCGAAGACGUGGAGAACGCUUUAGGAGCAGCCGCCCAUCUCACUAUUGUACGCGGAAUGCUCCGUGCAGUCGUCGAAGAUCCCCAGGGCCUUACCGAGGAGGACUUUGAAGAAUUCGAAAAGACUCUCGACUUCCUUGCGACGGAAGAUCUUGCUAAACACGUCGAAAGUUUGCAAGCCACCGUCAGACGUUCGCGUCUAUCCCGAUUCGCUCGCUUUGUGCACACUUCUGCCACUCCCUCCCCACCAGUGGCCAAGAAAGCCCUCUGUGCUCUCCCUCCAAUCCCUCGAAAGCGCUGCCGCAUCUUCGAGGAACUCGAGGAAGAAGAAGAAGAACGCAGAAUUGCCGCCACCUCCAAAAUCAUUCUCAAUGAACAAAACUGA